Molecule: messenger RNA, 1557 nt
Organism: Colletotrichum karsti
Lineage: Eukaryota; Fungi; Ascomycota; Sordariomycetes; Glomerellales; Glomerellaceae
Exons: 2
Coding region: 1-1557 (518 amino acids)
Biological process (GO): positive regulation of transcription by RNA polymerase II
Cellular component (GO): nucleus
Molecular function (GO): DNA-binding transcription factor activity; transcription cis-regulatory region binding
Source: RefSeq, a predicted model, not a curated record
AUGUGCGCAAAGAAGGGCAGUAAGUGCGAGUGGCCGAACAACUGGAGAGAGCCACAGACUGUCAACAGUUUUGCUCUGGACUCGAGUUCCGAAUCCUCAGGUUCGAGCCUCCAAGCCGGGGCUCAUAACCGGGGGAAACGGUUGUUGGUUUGCGGAUCGACAACUCAGCCAGGCGCUGAAGCCGAGAAGUCUGAGAAGACACUUGACACCAACAUUUCGUUUUCUGGACCAGCGCCCCUACAAGCAGCAGACAAGACAACUCCCGAAGACAUCAACUGCGGCACAGGACAUAUUCAAGCAUCGCCGACUUUCUCACACGUACCACUUGUCUUUGAGUCCACAUUGAACUCUGACAACACGGACUUUCAACUUCUUUUCCAGUACUUCAUCGGGCGGUCAUUGCCUUCCAUGUCUGUGGAUAAUGUCGACACGCAACUCUACGUCAGCACGUUGGUACCGCUCAUACUCACCGACGACCUUGUCCUGCGAUCCACCCUAGCGAUGAGCAGUCUACAAUACAUGCUGAGCAAUCCCGACAGCAGCCACGCACUCAAACUCGCAAACAUGUGCUACUCCAAAGCCUUGUCCGCAAUGCGCAGCCGUGUAGCUCUCAGCGUAGAUGGGUCGCAGAUCGAUCGACCCGAGUGCCUCACCGCCGCAAGCCUCGUGCUGGCUCUGACCGAAGCGACGCGUGGCGACUCGAGCAGCAAUCACGUCGAUUUUGCAAGUCACGUCCUCCAGAACAUGCCCGACUCUGCGCGACUGAGCAUGGAUCAGAAACUGUACAGGAAUCUCAUCAGAGUCUGCAUGUAUCUGCGCAUCGAUAGCUCAGUCGUGGAGCUCCCGACUGCAAUGACUGCCACGAAGCUGGUCCGACAGAGGGAUAUGCCUACACUCUGCUCUCAUCUUUGGGAAGCCGAGAACAGAGCCACGGCAUCGGAACUGAGCGAGGAGUGCGGGCUCUUCCAGACCCCAUUCAUCACUGGAUUGUUGACGAUACCACACCUGGCUCGCCUUCAGGCCACGCCGGAAACCGUGGUCGAUAAGGAAGCUCGGAUUGCACAGCUUUCGGCGAUCGAGAUGCAGAUCAUGUCUUGGGAGCCUGCGCUGCCCAAGACCGGCCAGCGCGUUCGACAGGUGUGGACGUUGUGGCGAUUGGCCAUGCUGCUGCUGCUCUACGAAUCGCCGGUCGACGGGACAUUCUGGAAGCCGUCGAGACGAGACGACUGUCUCGAGUCCUUCAUGAAAGAGCUGAAACUGGUCCCCAAGGGCCAUGAGAGCUUUGGAGUGAUGAUGUGGCCGAUGUUGAUGGCGGGAUCCUGCGCUCAGUCACCUGAACACAGAGACAUGAUCCAGGACCUGUUGACGCAGGCGUGCGAACCACUUGCUGCACAGCUGCCGGCUGUGGUUGCAAAUGUGAUUCAGUCAAUAUGGGAUGCUCACUCAGGGGAUGCGCAGUCUGCCGCACACUCUCAGCCGAUUGAUCCUAUGGUGAUUGAUCCGCGGCUCACUUCACCCGUCUCAUCGUCGGAAACAACGAAGAGGAGUGGUGAGUGA